GUGAGGACUGUAAAAGACUUCUCUGUUCACACUCUGGUCUGCAGCUAGGCAACGCUGGCACUGAGAGGUGGCACAUUUCUCUGACUGUUUUGAGCCUUUUGAUUUCUGGCUAAGGCACGAAGUGGACAGGAAAACUAGCAUCGAUCAUUCGUAGUUUUCAUUAGGGCAACUUUCUCUAUUUCACUGGGCUUGUUAUUGAACGUCCAUCAGACAUCCCUCCAUCCACCCACUUUCUGUGCCGCUUCUCCUCAAAGGGUCGCAGGUAGGCUGGAUCCUUUUCGAAGCUGAGGGCAAAAGGUGAGCUUCGUUACUGAAUCUUUGACAUGUUUGACCCCGUCUCUAGUUAGUCAGCUUCAGACAGCAGGAAUGAGCCAGACCGAGUGAGAUUUGCUGCCACUUAAGUAUCCUGCUUGUUGACAUGCAGUAAAGUUGUGCAACAUCAUUCCUGAACAUAUGCUCAGAACUUUGACCCGGUUUAUAGGUACAGUAUAAAACCGAGAUAAAAUUUUCACUUGGACUGAAGAGUCGGCAGAGAGCCGAGAAGGAAGAAGAACGUGAUCAUGGCCACGUGGAGCACGACGGCGGGAGCCCUCCUGUUAAUUCUUCAUGCUGUGUGCGGUCAAAGCAGCAUCAGGUGGUGCACCAUCUCGGACGCUGAGCAGAAAAAAUGUGAGGCCAUGUCCCAGGCUUUUGCCCAAGUCUCCAUCCGGCCAUCGCUCAGCUGCGUUCGUGGAACCACGGUGGAGAACUGCGUCCAAAAGCUCCAGAAAAACGAAGCUGAUGCUUUGUCCAUGUUUGCCUCUGACAUCUACAACCUGGGCAAGAGUGCCUCAUUCAAGAUAGCUGCCAGUGAAUCAAAGGCUGAUCGUACCGGGGCCUCUUACUUUGCAGUCGCCGUUGUAAAAAAGGUCAAUUCUGGCAUCAACAUCAAUAACCUGGCAGGGAAAAAGAGCUGCCACACUGGGAAAGGCCGAACAGCCGGAUGGAAGAUGCCCAUCGGAUAUUUCAUAGACCAGGGUUACAUGUCAGUCAUGGGCUGUGACUUCUCAAAGGGUGUGGCACAGUUUUUUAAUAGCAGCUGUGUUCCGGGAGCAAAUGAGGCCGGCGAUCCUGCGUCUCUGUGCAAGCUGUGCGCUGGCGAUGUAAAUGGACAACACAAAUGUGAAGCGAGCAACAAUGAACAAUAUUACAGCUAUGAAGGAGCUUUCAGGUGUCUGGCUGAAGGCGCAGGAGAUGUAGCUUUUAUCAAACACACAACAGUUGAAGACAAUACAGAUGGUCACGGCCCUGCCUGGGCACAUAAAUACAAAUCAGCAGACUAUGAGCUGUUGUGUCGUGAUGGAAGAAGAUUUCCCGUCAAUGAGUGGAAGACUUGCAAUCUGGUCCGCAUCCCAUCCCGCGGCAUUGUGGUUGGCAAUCACGUCACUCCCUCUGUAGUGUUUAACAUGCUUUCUCAGGGACUGGAGUCUGGAUUCAACAUGUUUUCCUCCAAGCCUUACGGUGAAGGAACGCUGCUCUUUUCGGAAUCCUCCGUCACGUUUCAGAGCGCCGAGUAUGACGACCCUAAGAAAUGGAUGGGUCAGCUCUAUCAUAAUGCCAUGAGUGCCAUGGACUGUAAACCUCCAGAAAGCCCUUUGCGGUGGUGUGUGCUGUCGACGGGAGAGCAGCAGAAAUGUGCUGCGAUGGGCUCGGCCUUUCAAAAUAAAGGCCUUACUCCGUCUGUCAACUGUAUCUAUGGUGACUCUGUGACAGACUGCAUGGAGAAAAUAAAGAACAAGGAGGCUGAUGCCAUCACUCUGGAUGGAGGUUAUAUCUUUACGGCUGGCAAGGACUAUGGCUUGGUCCCCGCGACUGGAGAGAGCUACACAGCGGAUCGGGAUGGCUCCAACUAUUAUGCGGUUGCGGUGGUGAAAAAGAGUAGCUAUGGCAUCAGGAGUCUUGAUGAUCUGAAAGGCCUUCAGUCCUGUCACACUGGAUUGGGGCGCACAGCUGGUUGGAACGUUCCCGUAUCAACCCUGAUAGAGAAAGGCCUGAUCAGCCCUCAACAUUGUCAGAUAGCCCAAGCGGUGGGUGGGUUUUUCAAGCAGAGCUGUGUACCAGGUGCUAAUCAGCCCGGUUUCCCGAGCAACCUGUGUGGCUUGUGUACUGGAGACAGCUUGGGGCAGAACAAAUGUGAGAAAGGAAAGGACCUGUACGAUGGAUACGACGGUGCCUUCAGGUGUCUGGCAACAGGUGGUGGAGAUGUGGCUUUCAUCAAGCAUUCAACUGUGUUCCAAAAUACUGAUGGGAACUCUGAUGAAAUUUGGGCCAGAGAUCUCCUGUCCAAAGACUUCCAGUUGCUUUGUCCGCAUAGCACCAAAGCCGAGGUCACCCAGUAUAAAUACUGUCAUCUGGCACGCGUUCCCUCCCAUGCCGUUAUGGUGCGGCCUGACACCAACAUCCACGCAAUCUAUGGGCUCCUGGACAAUGCACAGACAUAUUUUGGCAGCGACAUGGGUACAGAGUUCCGGAUGUUUGACUCGCAGGCAUACAGGGGCACAGAUCUUAUCUUCAAAGACUCCACCGUACGCCUCGUGGGGGUAGGUGACAGAAAGACCUACCAGGAGUGGCUGGGCCAAAACUACUUGGACUCACUUAUCAACAUGGAGUGUAAUGCAUCGUGUGCAGUGAUUUCCUCGCUGUGGUUGGUCACCGUAGCGCUGCUCUGCUCUGUGUUGACAGCCAUCUGAAAGUCAGCAUACGCAACGUCUUCUCCCACUCCCUUCCUUCCCUCACCCUGUUCCCUUGUCCUAAUCCUUCCAUCACAUAGCAUUGGUGAAAAAAAA
Hippocampus comes (tiger tail seahorse) is the source of this 2825-nucleotide messenger RNA. It is a transcript of the gene meltf, whose product is annotated as melanotransferrin. The record is from RefSeq and is a predicted model, not a curated record. Gene Ontology annotation, biological process: iron ion transport. Bases 561 to 2729 code for a protein of 722 amino acids. Gene Ontology annotation, cellular component: extracellular region; recycling endosome; plasma membrane. The transcript is spliced from 16 exons. Lineage: Eukaryota; Metazoa; Chordata; Actinopteri; Syngnathiformes; Syngnathidae.